AAAGAGUAGUGAAAUACUGCUAUAUUACAGUCUAUAUAGAGGUGUAUGAAAUGGAAUGUCAAUAUUGUAAUCUAAACUUAAUUAUUACUAUUCUGUAAUUUUAAUAAUUUUAAAUGACCAUUGUAUUAUGUUUCUUAAUUAUAGUUAUGGCAUUUAAAAUUUAAAAAUAUAAAAUAUACAACAUACAGAUUAUUUUUAAAAUGUCAAACAUUGUAGGUAUAAUUUAAACAAUUCAAUAGUGUUGUUUGAAAUUUGUAGAAAGAUUUUCAAAGAACAAAUAAUUUAAACGCAUUUACAUAACUUACAUUCAGGGUAAGUUUCCAUAAAACAAAAUUAUUUAUAGAUUAACAACUAAUAAUUCAUGAACAAAAUAAUUAAAAAUAACAUCUAGGUUUAAUUAUUGUAAAAACAAAUAAUACUUCAUUAUAGUACAAAUUAGCACUGUCAUUACUGUCAUGUUAGAACUAUUUUGGGAUAUUCCAGGGUUGUGUUGAAAUUGAAUUAGUACUGAACCCCAAACUAGAUUCUAAAGUUUAGUGCUAUAACUCAACAUAACUUUUUUUAAUACACAGGUGUGUACAAUUUUAUAUCAGAUUUUUGAUUGCCAAUUUGACCUUUCAGUAAACUAAUUUCCUAAGUUUAUAGUUAAAUUAGAAUAUUUAUAUUCAACAUAUAAUCUAAAUAAUUUGUAUUGAUUAGUUUUAGAAUUCAACUAAACAAAUAAAAUGGAAUUCAUUGGUGAUUAUGAAUACGAAAGUGCUAAUCGAUUAGGAAUUGGAGCUUUUGCUAUUGUUUUCAAGGGGCGGUCCAGAAAGGUAACAUUUAUUAAAUUUUAACAAAGACAAAUUUGUAUCUAAUGUACCUGUAUAAUUUAUUCACUGUAUUGAAAUAUAUUAGCUAGAUACUAAAAUUAUUUUUUAUUACUUUAAACAGAAACCCGAUAUAGAUGUAGCUAUUAAAACUGUAAUGAAGAAGACCAUACCUAAAACGCAGAGCCUAUUGAAGAAAGAAAUAGAUAUUUUGAGGGUAAGAACUAAUCAUAUUUGUAAAAAUAAACAUUUCUUAAAUUUAUGUAUAAUAUUUUUUAAGUAAAAUAAGUACACUAUUACUUACUUUUUAACAUUAUUAUUUAUUAUACUUAUAAUAUGUAUUAUUUCUUUUAAUAUCAGCUUUUUUAAACUAAAUGUAUUUCAUAUAUUUUACCAAUAAAUAAAUUGCUUAAUUAUAUACUUUUUUAAAUACAAAAUUGCCUUAUCGAUAAUAGUUUAGUUAAAUAAAAAGUAUACAUCAAUUUCGUUUUAAAAUUUAAGAACCUUACAGUUAUAUAAACAAGAAUAUUGCAUAUAUAUUGUGAGAUUUGUAAUUCUCUUCCUAAACUCUCUGCUUAUGUAUGUUAUUGAAUCAUAUCAUUUUAUUAGUGUAUGUAUAUUGUAUUUAUUAUAAUAAGUUGUUUAAUACACAUUAAUAAAUAACAAAAAUAUUUAUUUUAGAAAUUAACAAUUCUUCAACAUGAUAAUGUUGUACAUCUUCUGGAAUGCCUAGUGAGUUACAUAUUAUUAUAAUUUAUAAUACAUUCAAUUGAUCUAGUAAUAAAUAUUGUUCCUUAACAUUUUUCUAGGAUAGUGAGGAUGCAUUUCAUUUGAUCAUGGAGGUAUGUAUAUUUGCAUUUAUUUAAUGUAAGUAUUGAUGUAUAUUAUUUUGUAUAUUUUGUAUUUUUUCUAGUAUUGCAAUGGCGGUGAUUUACAAGAUUAUUUAAAUGGUAUUUUUCAAAAUAUUAAACUAAUCCAACUAUUGAAUCUUAUAAUAGAUGUACAAAAUAUCUUUUAAUAUUUUAAUUACAUUUAUAUUGAAAUUUUAAAUUUGUUAAGUUUUACAUAGUACAUGUUAUAGUAAAAUUUAUUUUGUAUACAAAUGUAUUUUAUUCAUUUUAUUUGAUCUUAAAAUUAGGCAAUUUUUUUUUCAUUCAAUAAUAGAAAAUUAAAUAUUUGUAUAAUAUACUAUGUUUUAGUUAAAGGAUGUUUAAGUGAGGACACAAUUCAAAUAUUUCUUAGACAACUUGGUAAGUUCUUGAUGUAUUAUUUAGAUUAAAAAUAUCUAAUAAUUAAAUUUUAUUGUAUUCUAGCCGGAGCAAUGUAUGAAUUUAAUAAACAAGGAAUACUUCAUCGAGAUUUAAAACCUCAAAAUAUCCUCCUGAAGUUUUCAGGAGAAACUCGUUAUCCAGAACCUAAUCAUAUCACUCUAAAAAUUGGUAAAUUAACUUAAUUUGCCUACCAACUAAAACUAAUGGUUUCAAAUUUUAAAUUAUUAGAUAAUAUUUAUAAACUUAAUUUCAGCUGAUUUUGGGUUUGCACGAAUUUUGGGUGAAGGUGUAAUGGCAGCUACUAUGUGUGGUUCUCCAAUGUAUAUGGUAAUAUAUAAUAGUUUUAUUAACUAUUGAAAAUAGAUAUUAUAACUUUAUGGAUUAAAAUAUUUUAAUUUAUAAUUAAUAUAUAUAUAUAUAUAUAUAUUAGGCACCUGAAGUAAUAAUGUCAUUGCAAUAUGAUGCCAAAGCUGAUUUAUGGAGUUUAGGUACAAUCUUAUUUCAAUGUCUGGCUGGUAAAGCUCCAUUUUAUGCCAAUUCACCUGCAGGAUUAAAACAAAUUUAUGAAAAAACACAAAUUUUAAUACCAAAGUAUGUUUGAUAUCAUUAAUGAUUUGUAUAUAGAUGUUAAAUUAUUGAUGUUUUUAAUAUAGGAUUCCUCCAGGAACAUCACCAGAUCUAUCACAUUUGCUACUAGGUCUUUUGAAAAGAAAUCCAAAAGACAGAAUAUCAUUUGAAAAGUUUUUUGAUCAUCCCUUUUUAAAAGUGAAACCUCCACCAGUAACCAUGCCAUCUCCUCUUGCCAACAGUCCCAAAACACCUUCAAUUUUUGAUCAAGGUAACAUAGCAUUUAUAACUGCUUUCAAUUGCAUUUAAACAACAAACAGUUUCAAGUUUAUUUAAUUUACCUUGUAUUAUUAUAUUAGGUUAUCAAUACUCGGCCAGUCCUGAUCUUUCUGAUGAAUAUGUAAUUGUACCUUCAAAUAUACCAGCAUAUCCUCAGUAUGUUCUCACAUAUUCUCUAAAAUAAAAUUUCUUAAUUUUAAUAAAUUAUUUACAUGUUGUAGAGACAAAGAAAUAAGCGCUAGCCCUCCAAGACCAAGUACACUUUCUAUACAAACACAACAAGACUAUAAUCAUCUUCGAUCUCCAAUAAAAGUUAGUUAUAUACAAAAUUUAAUAAAACUUCAAAAGCUUUUCUAUUUUAUACUCAAAUGUCUACAAUAUUACCCAUUAUUCUUACCUAUAUAGUAUUUAUAUAGAAGUUUAAUUGCAAUAAAAGAUUAAUGAUGCAAUACCAUCAUUUUUUUUCAUUAAAAGUUUUACUGAUAAGAUUAAAAGAAAAUAUCAAACGAUUAAUAAUAAUUUUAUGUAUAGUUAUUUGUUAUCCAUUGCGUCGAAAAUAAUAUUAUAAAUACAAAUUAAAACAUUGAUGUACAUCAUAAAUAGUAGAUAAUACUAUCUAUAAAAAUUAAUUUAUAUAUUAUAAUUUACCUUAUUUCUUUGCACUUCAUAAUUUUUAUUAUGGUUUAUGUUAUAAAACCAAAAAUACUAUUGGAUAUUAUUGAUAAUAAUUAUGGUGUGUAAAAGGUAUCAAAUUUUUCAAUCAAUUUAACUGAUUGUUUUAUUUAAAUUUUGUUGUAAUUUAAAGGCAUUUUUAUUAAAAAAAAAAAAAAAAACAAUUCUAGUGUGUACCCAGAUCUCAGCCAAUUACAAUGAAUGCAAGAGCUUCCAAGAAUAUAAGUGGACCUGAUUUUUGUUCUAUAUCACCACCAUCAGUAAGGAUAAUUUUUACAUAAAUAAUAUUAAAAAUAAAACUAAUUUUACAUUUAUAUAAAUAUAAUGAACAUGAUUUUAGUAUUUACCAAAAUUUUGUUAAAAUAUAUAGGUUCAAUUUAUGCUUGGGACACCCCCGUCAGGAAGAAGAAUAUCAGAAACUCCACCUUAUAAUACAUGGAAUAUUACACCUACAAGCUCUCCUUUAAAAAAAUCUGGUAAAUUAUUAUUAUUAUAUUUUUUUUAUGUACAACUAAUUUUGAUUUUAAAUGUUUACUCAUUUUAGUUCUAAGUUCGCCAAUUUUAAACACACAACAAUUUACAUUUAAUACAAACCAAAAACCGGGAACAGUUGGUUUACCUUUCAGUAAUAAUAAUCGUGCUAUGGCUUUACCAGGUAUAUAUAAGUAUAAUUAAUUUAUGAAUUAAAAUUGUACAAUAGUUCUUUAGCAAAAUUCUUUUUUUUUUCAGAACUUGGAAAUAUAACUUUCCCAGAACUUCCUCAAGAAACAAUAUUAGAAGUAAACUUGUAUUAUUAUUUUAUAUUCGUUGUGAUUUUUAAGACAUCUAAAUUGUGACAUAUUUAUUUUAGAAAGAACAUAUAGAAACAUUAGCCAAACUAAAUUUUGUAUUAGCGUUGGUUGAAUGCAUUGUUGAAUGCGCUUCUCCUAAAAGACCACGUUACGAACGAUUAGUACUUUUAGUUAGAGCAUUACAAGUACUUAGUUCUAGCUUAAGUAUUGCAACUUCUGAACUUAAAGCUGGUCGAUUACAGCCUUCAACAAAUGUUAAAAAUGGUAAUAAUUAACUUUAAUUGAAAUAUGUAUUUAACUUUAAUACAUUUUACAUCUUUUUUACACUAUCAAUUAUAGUGGUACAGCAAUUAAAUGAAACUUUUCAUAAAGUUUUGGAUGACUGUAAACAAAUCAAUGUACCAAAUAUGCCACACAACACAUCUACAGCUACUACAACGGCAGAGAAGCUACUAUAUGAAUAUGCUCUUGACAUUGUAAAUAAUUCAAAAUUUAAUAUUAAAAAAAACGAACAAAUUUAAUAUUUAUGAUUAACUUAUUUUAGUGUGCUAAAGCAGCUUUAAAAGAACUGGGUAACACUCCAUAUGAUUAUUUUAAAUCUUAUCAGACGGCACAAAUCCUCUUACAUAGUUUAUCCCAACAAGUAAAUUCUCCAAGUGAUAAAGAAAUACUAAUAACAUGUAAUAACACUAUUAAUAGUUUGUAUGCAAUUUAUAUAAAAUUAAAAUAAUAUGUACUUCUAUUUAACGCAGAUCGUGAUGCAGUGGAAAAAAGAUUGUCUAUACUACAGGACCAAGGUUAUGUGUACUCAAACACAGUCAAUGACAAUUCUAUCUGAUUUAUACUAAAAUAAGUAAUAAUUCUAUGUUUAUUAAUUUUUUUUUUUAAUUCUAGUCUCCUUGUUUUUUUUUUUAAUUUUUCGUAAUGUGUUUUAUAAUAACAUUAGUUUAUGUAAAUUUUUCCUGUGAACAAAAUAAUAGAAAUAUUAUAAUAUAAUACCCAUACUAACAAUACUGUGUGUUUUAAUAAUAAAUUAUGUUAGGUAUAUGCUUUUAAUUUUAAUAUAUAUUAUUUUAAUUUCAUUUUAAAAUUGUAUUUGUAUUUAUACACUCAUGAAUAUCACAUCAUAUUAUGGAUACAAAUUGUUAUGUUAAAUAUCAAAUAAAAAAUUAGACCA
This is a messenger RNA of Cinara cedri, 5566 nucleotides long. The record is from the annotation of a GenBank genome assembly. NCBI's taxonomy places the organism in Eukaryota, Metazoa, Arthropoda, Insecta, Hemiptera, Aphididae.